Alligator sinensis (Chinese alligator) is the source of this 1525-nucleotide messenger RNA. It is a transcript of the gene IDH2, whose product is annotated as isocitrate dehydrogenase (NADP(+)) 2, mitochondrial. The transcript is spliced from 10 exons. Bases 42 to 1244 code for a protein of 400 amino acids. Gene Ontology annotation, molecular function: magnesium ion binding; isocitrate dehydrogenase (NADP+) activity; NAD binding. NCBI's taxonomy places the organism in Eukaryota, Metazoa, Chordata, Crocodylia, Alligatoridae. Gene Ontology annotation, biological process: isocitrate metabolic process. Gene Ontology annotation, cellular component: mitochondrion. The record is from RefSeq and is a predicted model, not a curated record.
AUGCCAACCAGCGGAUUAAGGUCGCCAACCCGGUGGUGGAGAUGGAUGGUGACGAGAUGACACGGAUCAUCUGGGCCUUCAUCAAGGAGAAGCUGAUCCUGCCCAACGUGAACGUGCAGCUGAAGUACUUUGACCUGGGGCUGCCGAACCGGGACCAGACGAGCGACCAGGUCACCAUCGACUCGGCCUUGGCCACACAGAAGUACAGCGUGGCCGUGAAGUGCGCCACCAUCACGCCCGAUGAGGCCAGAGUGGAAGAGUUCAAGCUGAAGAAGAUGUGGAAGAGCCCGAACGGCACGAUCCGAAACAUCCUGGGCGGCACCGUCUUCCGGGAGCCCAUCAUCUGCAACAACAUUCCCCGCCUGGUCCCGGGCUGGAGCAAGCCCAUCACCAUUGGCAGGCACGCCCACGGUGACCAGUACAAGGCCACGGACUUUGUGGUGGACAAGUCCGGGACGUUCAAGAUGGUGUUCACCCCGAAGGAUGGCAGUGGUGUGAAGGAGUGGGAGGUGUACAACUUCCCUGGAGGCGGCGUGGGCAUGGGCAUGUACAACACGGACGAGUCCAUCUCCGGCUUCGCGCACAGCUGCUUCCAGUACGCCAUCAACAAGAAGUGGCCGCUCUACAUGAGCACCAAGAACACCAUCCUCAAGGCCUAUGACGGGCGCUUCAAGGACAUCUUCCAGGAGAUCUUUGAGAAGCACUAUAAGACAGACUUCGACAAGCUGAAGAUCUGGUACGAGCACCGGCUCAUUGACGACAUGGUGGCCCAGGUGCUGAAGUCUGCAGGCGGCUUCGUCUGGGCUUGCAAGAACUACGAUGGGGACGUGCAAUCGGACAUCCUAGCGCAAGGGUUCGGCUCCCUGGGGCUGAUGACCUCGGUCCUCGUCUGCCCGGACGGCAAGACCGUUGAGGCUGAGGCAGCACAUGGCACCGUCACCCGCCACUACCGGGAGCACCAGAAAGGACGACCCACCAGCACCAAUCCCAUUGCCAGCAUCUUUGCCUGGACACGGGCCCUGGAGCACAGAGGCAAGCUGGAUAGCAACCCGGACCUGAUCAAGUUUGCCCAGACGCUGGAGAAGGUCUGUGUCCAGACUGUGGAGAGCGGGGCGAUGACCAAGGACCUCGCGGGCUGCAUCCAUGGCCUCAGCAAUGUGAAGCUGAACGAGCACUAUAUGAACACCGGUGACUUCCUGGACGCCAUCAAGAGCAACCUGGACAAAGCCCUGGGCAAGCAGUAGACGGGGUGGGGGCUCCUUUCUAGGGGUAGGGGGCAUGCGGUGGCCCAGCCCCAGCGGUGCACCUCGACCUGAACAGCACUGCAGUGGCUACCGCUCAGCGCAUGGGGCCUGGUGGGGCAACUUUUGUAACUGGUUUUCUUACGGUAUGUUUUUAAACAGUCCCUAACCGGCACAUGGGAGGCAGGAGGGAGCAGCCUGCCCAUCCCACGGGCCCUAAUUUAUGUAACCCCUGACCUCUUGGUGCCUAACGCAGCCAUUAAACCUCUUCACACACCCCACUG